Prunus armeniaca (apricot) is the source of this 753-nucleotide messenger RNA. The record is from the annotation of a GenBank genome assembly. Lineage: Eukaryota; Viridiplantae; Streptophyta; Magnoliopsida; Rosales; Rosaceae.
AUGAGUCCUUGCGCAGUCCCAGUAUUGCUGGUGCCUAAGAAAGACAAAACAUGUCGUAUGUGUAUUGAUAGUAGGGAGAUGAACAAAAUUACUAUCAAAUACAGAUUUCCAAUUCCACAGUUGGAAGACAUGCUAGAUGUGUUGGAGGGUUCUAAGGUGUUUUUGAAGAUAAAUCUUCGAAGGUGGCUACCAUCAGAUUCGCAUCAAGUCGGGUUUGUUCAUGAUUCUAGCACCAUUAAUGCACCCGUCAUUGAGUGUUUAAAGCAAGGAAUGUUUCAAUGGGAUGAUGAGCAAGAGAAGAGCUUUGCCCUCAUUAAGCACAAGCUAUGCACCGCCCCAGUCCUAGCCCUUCCUAACUUUGAGAAGAUAUUCGAGGUCGAAUGUGAUACAAAUGGGGUGGGAGUAGGCCCUGAAGUUCCUCAACAGUUACAAAUCCGUGAGCAAGAUGCAUAUAAGGGCAACAAACUCUAUAUUUUUGAGACAUCCUUAAGGGAGAAGGUAAUUCGAGAUUUACAUGGAGGCAGCCUGAGUAGACACUUGGGAAGAGACAAAACAAUUGUUGGCAUGGUUGAGCAAUAUUAUUGGCCACAAUUCAAAAAGGACGUGGGAAAGAUCGUGCAAAAGUGUUACACUUGUCAAGUGUCUAAGGGUCAGGCUCUAAAUGCAGCUGGUCUUUGCCUGCCUUUGCUUGUGCUUAAUGAUAUUUGGCAGGACCUUUCCAUGGACUUCGUGUUGGGACUCACCAGUACAUAA